This is a messenger RNA of Paramuricea clavata, 3001 nucleotides long. The record is from the annotation of a GenBank genome assembly. NCBI's taxonomy places the organism in Eukaryota, Metazoa, Cnidaria, Anthozoa, Malacalcyonacea, Plexauridae.
GUCGUUUUGUGGGUUAUAUGCAAAUCAGUCUUAAUGAUUGCAGAAUUUUGUAAAGUUUUGUUGACACUCUAUUACAUCAGCCACUUGUCGUGCCAGCGACAACUAACGACCAAAUGGAAACUAGGCUUAACGAUACGGUUGGAGUGGAAAACCGGCUUUAUACGGAUCUCACCAAACUGAGGAAGCAACGUCAAUAAUUCUUAUCGCUUUUCCACACCUAGAUAUUCUUGAUUCAAAUGAGUAUAAAUAAUAUGUGUUUCAGCACCAGAUGAAUUCUUGCUUAAAAAAACCGUGCAAAAGUGGAUAUGCAUAUUGGGAUCACCCAUCAGGAGUGAAUGUCCAAGUGGAUUUUCAUGGAUCCUUCAGGUACUAAGUUAAUUAGUUUAUAGGCUACCUAUUUCCAUUUGUCUGUUAUAAUUCCUGAAUAAAUUAGACGCCUUAGUUAAAUGAAGUCUACUAGUAGUUAAAGCCGUUUAGAGAACUUUAAUAGACGCGUUUCAAAAAACCCGACAUGCAAGAUUAAAAACACAGGAAGAUAGGGGUUAAAUAAUGAGAUUCUAAUUCUUAUUGGUCGAAAGCUCUGACGUGGGCUUUUGCCAUUGAUGACAUCAUUUUUAAAGCCAGUCACAGCUCGCUCAGAUGCAUUAUCAAGUGAAUUAAUGGUGUCGUAUCCUUUUCAUCGGCAACUCUUUCUUUUGCGCUUCAAAGCUCGUCGCCAUCUUUCCUCGUUGUCUUUAGUACAUGAUGACAUCAUUUGUAUACUCAUAUAACUGAACAGAGAAUGAAAAAAUCUUAUUUAUUUGUUAAGACACGGUAUAUCUUACAUUGUAAAAUUUCUACUGGCAAACUUUGAACCUUUCAACCGUCAACGGCUAAUAUCAUCAGCGUACCAUUGUGUAGUAUAUUACUUUGGUCAUUUCAAUGUUAUCAAAAAGAGUUAAUUCAAGUCGAGCAUUGAAUACUGAGUUUCGUAUAAAUGACGUGAUUUGCCGCAGGUUGUAUUUUUGGAGUGCUGAUUUAUUACAAACCUCUCAAUGGCCUUUUUGCUGUUAAACGACAAGAUAAAUGCCAAUUCAGUUUAGAUAUAUGUAUCGUUCAAAGGGUUCUUAACGGUCUCACAUUCCUCUAGUGGACGUAAAAACGAAAACCCAAUGGAAAUAAAAUCAAACUCGUUGGUUAUUUUUAGUGUUUUAUAUUUACAAUAUUUCAUUUUUUGCUAUAGUUUCAGUGUUUCUGGUAAUCAUUCGGGAGUGAAGCAUGAUGCAACUGCAUUUGUUGGUUGUUCACAGAACCAGGUAACAGCUACAGUAUAUAGGUUUUGAUGGUAGGGAAACUAAAGGCCGGGUUAGUUUAUAAUACGAAUUGAAAUUUGGAAGGGAACUAAACUAUUUGUCAUGCAAUUGUCAAAACUAUCAAAUUACAAAUACACAUUACGUAACCAUUAUAAGAAGAAGCGCCUCAAAAGUAGUAGAUAUUAAAAUUUUAAUAACCCAACUUAAAUGAAGAAGAAAAGCGUUUGAAAAAUUGCCAAUGAAUAUUUUCUGGAUUUUUCAUGCUUAUAGCUGUCCCAUACAUUCUGAUUCAUAAGCAACAUUUGGCUUAAUAAUUGAUAUAAUAACAUUAUAAAAUUAGUGACUUAAUUAUUCUCUGGAAUUGAGUUGCUUCUACUCAUGCCCUUGUUGACUCAGCACUUAUAAUUAAUUGCCACUAUAUGUGAAAACUACCCUACACGAAACCUCGCGAGACUGGUGUCCAUGUAACCAUGGAACUGAAAAAAUAAGAGUUCAAAGCGGAUCGUUUAGUAAAAUACCAACAACUGUCACUCAAACACCACCAACGAACCCAAAUUAAAAGUAUUCUUCUCUUAUUUAAGAUAUGUUGCGGAUGUUUUGGCCCAGUUGGUGGUACGGAUGAUUACUGCAAUCCUGACUGUACGGCUAAAAAUGGCGGAACUGUUAAAAAGGACACUUACACAUGGUUUUGGGUUAGGACAUCUCUUCCGAAACGUGUUUGGCACAGAUGUAUGGAAUACAAAGUGAAGAAUGAAAAUGGCGACAUGGUCUCGUACAAAUUGUUGGAUGGAAAUACCACACCUGAAAAGGUAACAGUUAAAAGGCAACUCGAAAUAAUGGUUUCUGAUUUACUGAAAACUAAAGAAAGAAUGAUACCUUUUGGUUUUCACGUGAAGUCGAUUAAUUUACUAAGAAUAUAAUUUCUGAAUUGUCUCAACCACAAUCAAAUCCAAAGUCUCUUGAUUUACGUAUGCCGUAAGUGAAGUAAGUCUCAACCGUUAAAAAAUCUUUCACGUAUUAAUGGACGAAGUUGAUUUUUUUGAAAAUGGCCAACAAUAUCGUUAUUUUUUAUUUUUUGCAGGGUGGCUGUCCUAAAGAUGAUGUCUUGUUAAAUGAAGGUGUAAGUGACAUGCUAAUGCUAAUAUUUCAAAGAUUAGAGCCAUAAGAGUAAUGUAUUGCAAAGGUGGAAGGAGAAUAUUUUCUAUUUCAUAUUCAAUAUUCCUUCGUACAAUGUUCUUGAAAUAUGAACUUUAAAAUACAUUUCUAUAAAAAAAUAUUCAUGAAUAUUCAAACUACAAUUUAUUUUUAAAUGUGUAUUUGGCCCCAUAUUUAUUUUUAAAAAACCUAGUAUUCAAUAUUCCAGUAUUAAUUCCGUUUCAACCCAUGCAGGAUUAUAUAAUUCAUAUCUUAUACCUCUACCUCACAUUAUAUAACUGACAGCCCUUGUUCAUUUCUUACUACAGUAUCCUUUAUAACAAAAAUUACUCCUAUUGUAGCUUAAUCGAAAAUUUUAAUCACACGUAUUGCACAGACGCGUAGACCCUUAUAUACAUGAUGCGUUUGCCUCUCUUCAGAUUGUCGUAGUUCCAGAUAGUGAGACAGAAAAGAAAGUGCCUGCAAUUCCUGGAUUGUUAGAAUAUCGCAAAGAUAAUAAGGAACUUUAUGUAAGAUCUGAUAAAACAUGGAAUGUUAUCGCACAGGAAAGCAAG